GUGAGUGUCUUCGUCGUUGCUAGGACGACCAAAGGGGCUGACCCUGGCCACGUGACAGAUAUAGGCUGUCCGCGCCGCUACUGCUGCUGUUGUAGUGGUGUGUGUGUGUGUUUGCAUGUGUGUCGGCUACCUCUCACACAGUUUGGCUGUGGUCGGCCCGAGCACACAGCAGAGCUUGACGUCUGGGGGAGAGGAAAACAGAGACAGGUAGCUUAGUUCGGGCAUGAAAGAUGGAGCUCUCGGCGGUGGGAGAUCGCGUUUUCGCCGCGGAAGCCAUACUGAAACGCCGAGUUCGUAAGGGACAACUUGAAUACCUGGUAAAAUGGAAAGGAUGGGCAAUGAAGCACAGCACUUGGGAGCCAGAGGAGAAUAUUCUGGAUGACAGGCUGAUAAUGGGCUUCGAGCAAAAGGAGCGGGAAAGAGAAUUACAUGGGCCGAAGAAACGGGGGCCAAAACCCAAAAACUUUGUCAUGAAGGCUCGUGCUCAGAAAGGAGGGACCAGCAGCCGAGCCUCAAACGGUCGCCAGACUAUAUCACACUCCUCUUCGUCCACUUCCAGCCGAGCAGCUCCUUCCUCCUCCUCCUCACCUCAUCAUUUGGCAUCUUCGUCCUCCUCUUCCUCAACUGUGGCACCCUCUCCUAAACUCAAUUCCCUUGCAGCCACCCACAAGCUGAAGAAAGACAUUCACCGUUGCCACCGGAUGUCCAGGCGCCCUCUGCCCCGCUCAGACCCCAUGGCGGCCCCCUUCUCCAACCCCGGUGGCUUCCCCUCCCGCCCGCACGUUUCUCCCUUCUCCGAGACCGUCCGCAUACUCAACCGUAGAGUCAAACCCCGGGAGGUCAAGAGGGGUCGGAUCAUCCUCAACCUGAAGGUCAUUGACAAGCCAGGUAGGGGUGGCACAGCUGCGGGCAGCAGGAAUAUUACAGCAGGACGCCAAAACAUCCCUUCUCGCAAUCGCAUCAUUGGGAAGAAGGGAGAGGCACCCUAUAGACCUUUCCAGCCUCCUCUGAAGAUGCUGGGGUUCCCGAUGUAUGGGAAGCCAUUUGGGCUGCAAUGUGGAGGCCCUGUGCCCUUUCACUCUCACCCAGGGUCAUGCUCCAGCACAGGGGCCAGGGACUCCCACUCCACUGCCUCCCAGUACCAGUCACCUCCUUCUCCUUCCAGCUCCAGCGGCUCUGAAGGAAAAUCUCCCACCAACGCCUCAGCUGCUCAGUCCCAGCCCUCCACCGGAGCCUCAUCUUCCAGCGAGGGUCCCAAGUCCAUUAAACCUCACACAGAGACCCAGAAGGGCCAUAGUGCCAAGCCGCCUGCUCCUGCCCCGUCCUCAGAUGCAGACCCUGAGGCGUCUGCAUCUCCCUUCCUCCCCUCCUCACCCUGUUCUUCUUUGGAAGACGAGGAGGAGGAGGAGGAACGUUUGGUGCCCCCAGAAGGAGGCAGGAAAAAUCCUCGCCAACUCAGGGCUAAACGCCAGCUGGCCGUCGACCCUUCUUCUGUCACCCCUGGGGACCAGAGCUCUGCCCCCACCGAUCCCCAAAGGGUGCCCGCCGAGGGAGAUCCUGACUGGCACCCUGAAAUGGCGCCAAGCUGCAAGGAUGUGGUGGUCACUGACGUCACCACUAACCUCGUCACUGUCACCAUAAAAGAGUUCCCCUCCCCUGCCUCCUGCCCUGCCUCGCCUUCCGCUAGCCCCGAAGACGCCUCCUCCCCUCCCCCCAGCACCACCUCUGACGACCCCUCUCCACCCAAGCAACGCACGGAGGAGAGCGGCUUAGCAACACCGAGACGGAGAGGGAGCAUCUCUGGUCCAGACAGCGCGGUGCCAUCAAUAUUACACACAGAGGACGGCAAGAGGAAAACAGCAGCGCCUCUGGCAAACAUCUUCUUCAUAAUGAAGUUCGCGGUGGUGCUUGUGGGAGCGGGCACACUGGCCUUUCUCGGCGCAGUCAUCUGCAUCAUCGCCAGUGUUUAUCCCCGGAAACGCGACGCGCCUCUCAGCGACAACGGCACCCUGACAUCGGAGACGCUGCUCCAGCCCCUGGAGCCCGGAUCGGUGGCCCAUGCCGGGCCGCUGGGCGCCCUGCACGGCGCCGAGACCUACGGUGGAGGGAACGGGCUCGGCGGCAUCGGCCUGGAGGUCCCUACUCUGAACGAGCUCAACCUCGGGGAGGAGACAGGCGGAGGGUCCGCGAAACAGUUCAGCUUCAGCCGGUUGAUCUGCACACCUGUACCGGUCGGAGAAUGCAAGACCAAAGAUCUGAGGCAGCGGCGGGAGCAGCAACAGCAGCAAGCGGACGACCCGCUGUACGGAGCCGGGGAUGAAGACUGGAAUUAUCUCCGGACCACCGCGGAGGAGCUCCGGCAGACGGUCCUGCAGCAGAACGAUCAGAUCCUCAUGGACCAUAGGACCAUCCGGGAGCUGACGGGGAAGCUGACUGAGUGUGAGAGCGGCCUGGAGGACGAGAGGAACGUCCCGGAGCGGAGCAUCGGGGUCUGGAGCGGCAACCGCCGCGUCAUGGCCGGGGAUGAUGUGAGCUCUUCCGCCGCGGCGCAGCUGCAGACGGCGCGGGCCGUGGAGGAGCUCGCCAGGGCCAUCAUGGAUCUGAAGGACCGCAUUGAGAAACUCGAGGCUGAGAUAGGCCCUGCUGCCUUGAACCUCACCGACAUACCCGUGGGUCCAAGUAGCAGCAGCAGCAACAGUGGCAGCAGCAGCGCGGCUGGGAAUACCGGCAAGGCUCCCGCGCCGCCCACUGGCAGUGCAUCCUCCCCACCUGCAGUGGCUCCCCCAGGAGGUCGGCGUCCUGCCUCCCCCGCUUCCUCUGCCCCCAAGCCCCCAUCUAAGGGCUCCCCCGGGCGCGGAAAGGGCACCUGGAGGGUGGAGGACCUGGAGGGGGAGCUGGAAAGGAAGAUAAAGAUGUUGGAGAAGGAGCGUCAGGCCAUGAGGAAGGAGACACAGGGCCAACACGAGAAGAUCAACCAGGGCAUCGACACUGUCAGCCACCGCGUCACUGAGCUGGAACACACGCUGACAGAGCCGUCGUUCCCUGAUGGCUUCAUCCUCUCCUUCCCCAUGCGAACCAACUACAUGUACGGCCUUGUGAGAAAAGAGAUAACUGAGAUGUAUGCCUUCACUGCCUGUGUCUGGCUGAAGGCCAAAGAAGGGGGCAUUGGGACCCCCUUCUCCUACUCAGUCCCGGGGCAGCCUAACGAGCUGGUUCUGCUACAGGGAGUCCACAACCCUGUGGAGCUGCUCAUCAAUGACAAGGUGGCGCAGCUGCCUCUGUCCCUACCGCAGGAUGAGUGGCAGCACAUCUGUGUUAGCUGGACCCUGAGGGACGGGGUGUGGAAGGCCUACCAGGGGGGAAAGAUGAAGGGGCGGGGAGAGGGACUGGCUGCCUGGCAUCCCAUCAAACCAGGAGGAGUCCUCAUACUGGGACAGGAGCAGGAUACAUUGGGUGGGCGUUUUGAUGCCUCCCAGGCCCUGGUCGGGGAGCUCUCCCAGUUCAACCUGUGGGAUCGGGUGUUGAAGCCGGCAGAGGUGGCCGCCCUGGCCGACUGCAACUCCUCUGCACUGGGCAACAUCGCCCCUUGGACCGACCACGACGUAGAUGUCUACGGUGGUGCCACCAAGGAGUCCCUAGACCCGUGCCACACUGCCCAGAGAUCCAACCCCUCCAGCCCCAAACAGUGAAGGGUGACUGGGAGAGGUCAGCCAAGGAUGGUUGUGUUUGAUAGGUCGAUUUAGGAGGUGUGUAACGAUGUAUCACAUUGGGGUUUACAGUAUAUUUGUUGGGGAUGGGAAGCUUGCUGGUGGACUGAAAUAUGUGAUGGAGCUAUUAAGCCGUUAAGAGCGGUGUAUCUGUUUUGUUUUUAGUGUUGGUGUCCACACUCAUGUGUUCUGCAGUGAGAUACAGUGAGUUUAGUCACAGAAUUGCCUUAGUGAAGGCUGCAUGGGUGGAUCAACUUCUGGCAUGAACGGGACUUUUAUGGAAGCAUUCCAUAAUAGAUAAAUUAUUGACUCUGGUUAAGUGUAUCACCCUCUGUUUUAGGUAAUAAUCUGUUUGGCCAGUCAGGCAGGGGGCUUGUAUGGGUUUGAAUACAGUUAUGGAAUGAACCUUUAAUUAUGCCAUAGAUAAGAGUUUCUUAAUUUUACAACAAAGUGACACAAAGCUCUAUCUUUCCUCAUCUUGUGUCCAGUUGGUUGUGUUUAAUGCUAAAACUGAACUCUGUGAUGCUAUCAUGAUUAUACUGAUUUCAACACUCAAUGGGAAACAAAAUGAGUUUUGUUCAUUUUUAACUGUAUAUGAUCCUGUUGAGUAUUGUCUUUGUACUUUUAAGUUUUCUACAUUGCAUACUGUACCAUGAUUUGGUAAAACAGUGGUCUUAUAAAUGUAUAAUGUGUAAUGUAUCUCUGGUAAUGUUGCUCUGUGCCAGUCUGCUCCCCCCUGCUGUAGCCUCUCACACCACUCACAGUCCUGCAAAGUUAAGUUGCAGCAUUUUCGUUUGCAACAUUUUCGUUUGCAACUUAGACAAAGCAGUGCUCUCAAUUGAUCUCUGAAAUAAACACUUGAUGUCUAUCUAAGCACCAUUCAGGCAGAAAUUGUGACAAACCUGGGUGAGUUUGGUAAAAUCGUGUUGUAUCCUUGAAUGUAAACCAGAUGGAAUGUAUGUGUAUUUGCAUGAGUCAAAUCACAUUUCCUCUCACAAAUGAAACAAACUCAAAAUUUACAGUGUUGGUUUCCCCAAACUACCCCACACUCUGAAGCACACAUAUGUCUCUUUGGUAAAUCAGAUCCUCACAGAAUACUCGACAGGGAGGGAGGUGUAGGAAUUGGAUUGAAUCUAUGGUGGCCAUUUUGUACUUAACAUCUGACUCUGUAUAGAGGAUCAGUACAAAAAGCUAGUUUUACUUUCAUUCUGUUAGCAAACUAAAGAACAAACAAGCUAAUUUGAGCAAAAAUAAAUAAAUAGAUCAAACAUGGGAUGCAUUUACACUGCAGCGUUAAUUUGCCUCCAAUCCCGAUGCCUUUUUUCUGUCAAGAUAUUCCCUGUUAUAAAAAAUGUAUGCUGCCAAUACUGCCACUAAUAACUUAAAUUUUCUUUAACUUCAAAAGACCCAUUGCUAUAUUUAUGUCAUGUGGGACUGAAGAUAAUAAAAGGAAAAAUUUCUUUGGUUAGUACUUGCUUGUUUACCAAAGGAGGACUGUAAUUUUACCCUCUGAAUGAAGAGUUGGUUAUGUGGUGGUAAAAAAUUAGUGAGCAUGAUCAAAAUAGCAUUAAAUUAGGAUUAUUGACAGUUUCCUUGAGUGAUAGACUUUUUCUGAAGCAGAAUUAAGAUGCAACGCUAUUGUUAUCCUGAGAAAAAAUGACAUAUGAUGUAUGCCUUCUUGAUUAGAGCACCUCAAAGUAGCCACAUUUUAAACCUGAGGAGCAUUCAUGUAGAACAAGGCACCCACCAGGGGUGAGGGUUUGAUUUCUACUUUGGCCAACUACACUAAACAUGUGUCCAGUCAACACUGUGCAGUAAAGUGAACUGUAGUUAAAAUAGUGCUUCUGUUCACUUUUUACCUCAAGACAUCAGCGCCACAUAUGAUUUGUAAAGUUGUAAAGUGCCUGCCUGGGCUCUCAUGCCCGAAAUAAUAGUGAAAUGUUUUUAUGUUUUCUUCUUCAUGGUGUCUUUCUUCUCCUUCUCUCUCUCCCCCUCCCCCCCUCUCUCUCUCUCUCUCUCGCUUUUGGUUGUUGAAGGCUGUGACAGUGUUGCGCUUAUCCUUAUUUGCAUCUUCAUGGAUCUUCUAUGAUAUUGUGAAAUAGAUGGAUAAAAAAAUACAAAUAAAAUGGUAAUGACAAUUUUCCUGGCCUCAUAGCUCAGAAAAUGUCAUCAAAGAAAUAUCUGGAA
Molecule: messenger RNA, 5894 nt
Organism: Siniperca chuatsi (mandarin fish)
Lineage: Eukaryota; Metazoa; Chordata; Actinopteri; Centrarchiformes; Sinipercidae
Exons: 11
Coding region: 231-3689 (1152 amino acids)
Source: RefSeq, a predicted model, not a curated record